Notodromas monacha is the source of this 899-nucleotide messenger RNA. NCBI's taxonomy places the organism in Eukaryota, Metazoa, Arthropoda, Ostracoda, Podocopida, Cyprididae. The record is from the annotation of a GenBank genome assembly.
AUGUCUAGAAAAGAAGAUGAGAUAAGUCAAGCGGAUGCUGAGGCCAACUCAGGAGGGUUCCCCUUCGAGGCUCAGCCGGCUUUCCGUCCCGACAACAUCGACGGUGUCGAUUACUGGGUUCUAACUGCCUACUUCGUCGACCCCGCUCAAGUUUGCGUCGGAAGAACGUCCGAAGAGUUCGAUGAAUUCGGCACAGGAACCGGACUCUUCAUCGUAACCGGACCCGGCGCCAUGGAUUACGACGCAAUUCCCUCCAAGCAGGAAGAUGCGGAGCUCUCGGAAUGGGUCUAUGGACGUUGCUUCGUCUCCAUGGGUGAGUGGACCAUAGUUGGCACCCAGCAAUGGCUCUUUGGGGCACCACGGUGCCCCAAAGCUGUCAUCGCACCAGACACUUUCAAGUACGCCCGGGAACGGCGCCUGCCAAAAACGCCAGCAUCAUCUGGCGAUCACUUUUGGUACCGCGUCAGCCCGGACCUGGAUUGCAACGAAUUCUUCCCAGCUUUCCUCCUGUACAACCAAGGGGAGCUCACCGGUUUCGGUUGGGCAGUUCAAGGCAUCUACGAAUCAGACCACGUCGAAUAUCCGCCUUCUUUCGUCCUCAACCUUUUCAUGAACCCCGUCCCGACCUGUUUGCCGGGUCUCGUUGACACGAUCGGGGUCACGACGCAACACAUCUACUUCAACGCUGACUUGUUCAACGUCAUCUGCUGAGUUACCUCAGCUCACGAAUCCAAGGCAAUUCAGGGUUCUGCCGCGCGGGUCGCGCCGAGUGGGGAUGAAAUAUAAACGCACCUGCGGCAGUUCCCGCCAAUUCCGGUUGAUUAUGUCCCGAAAAAUGAGUGGUGUCAAUGCACAGAUAACCUAGUUAUCUUUCUUUUUUAGAUUUGAAUGCCUCCGGG